Molecule: messenger RNA, 5856 nt
Organism: Oncorhynchus keta (chum salmon)
Lineage: Eukaryota; Metazoa; Chordata; Actinopteri; Salmoniformes; Salmonidae
Product: pre-mRNA-splicing factor 38B-like
Exons: 6
Coding region: 3779-5326 (515 amino acids)
Cellular component (GO): precatalytic spliceosome
Source: RefSeq, a predicted model, not a curated record
AGUAAUCUAACAAAUUCACAACAACUACCUUAUACACACAAAUGUAAAGGGAUGAAUAAGAAUAGGUACAUAUAUAUACAGUGGGGUAAAAAAAGACUUGCACAAUUGGUGGCUGACUAAAUACUUUUUUGCCCCACUGUAUGUCUAUGUUAGUGAUGGCUGUUUAACAGUAUGAUGGCCUUGAGAUAGAAGCUGUUUUUCAGUCUCUCGGUCCCAGCUUUGAUCCACCUGUACUGACCUUGUCUUCUGGAUAGUAGUGGAGUGAGCAGGCAGUGGAUCGGGUGGUUGUUGUCCUUGAUCUUUUUGGCCUUCCUGUGACAUUGGGCGCUGUAGGUGUCCUGGAGGGCAGGUCGUUUGCCCCCGGUGAUGCAUUGUGCAGACCGUGUUACCCUCUGGAGACCCUUGCCGUUGAGGGCGGUGCAGUUACCGUACCAGGCCGUGAUACAGCCAGACAGGAUGCUCUCGAUUGUGUAUCUGUAAAAAUGUGUGAGUGUUUUAGGUGACAAGACUCAUUUCUUCAGCCUCCUGACCUCACCUCCUCCCUGUAGACCGUCUCGUCGUUGUUGGUAAUCAGGCCUACAACUGUAGUGUUGUCUGCAAACUUGAAUAUUUGAGUUGGAAGCUUGCAUGUCCACGCAGUUAUGGGUGAACAGGGAGUACAGGAGAGGGCUGAGAACGCACCCUUGUGGGGCCCCAGUGUUGAGGAUCAGCAGGGUGGAGAUUUUGUUUCCUACCUUCACCACCUGGGGGCUUCCCAUCAGGAAGUCCAGGACUCAGGAUGUUAAACUUUUAUGACUUUCUUGUUUGUCCAAUUCAUACCCUUAUCGUACUGUUUGUACCUUUAUUAUGUUGAUAUCCUCCUCUUGUUUGUUGUUUUUACGGUUAUUUCUAUAGACUGAUGUUGCAAGUGCAGGUCCCACAUUGUUCAAUGUCCUAAAUGUUGGAAGAUUGUGAAUUGGAUUACAGUAUAGAAAUAACAAACACACAUGCUGUGUUGUUCUGUAAAGUAAUAAAACAAUACAAUUUAUUUAAGAAACAACAGCUCUUGCUCAAUAGAUUUGGAUUUUUUUCCCUAUCCCCUGCUAAACUGUGGCCUACUUUUCCUUCCUGGCAGCUACAAAACCCAAAUGUAGUAUGUAUGUUGUCAUGGUGAAAACUUGUUUCUUGUUUUCGAUACAAUAGAUAUCCUAGUACUUAAUUCAGUCCCAUGGGAUGGGAAUAUUGAUGAAUGGAUGCUUCAAAAGCAGCUAGUGAUAUUUAAACAAUGAAUCCAUGCUGGCUCAGAGAGCUGUUACAUAACUGCUGUCAGUAGUACUCAACACAGUGGGGGUUGAGAAAGGGCUCAGGACUGCUCGUCACCGCCAGUCUGGCAGUCCUGCCUCUGGGUGAGAUGCUUACAAAGUACCAGAGGACAGAUGGCUGGCUACCGUGGCUAUAUACUAUCACUGGCAGGGAGGGAGCGUUCCUGGAACACAGAGCUGCUGCAAUAGAUUGUAAAUGUGAUGCUGAUUUUUGCAGCGUGAAAAGGCCCAUAUAUUAUAGCAAGGAGGGGAGGAACAGAUACAUGCAGUGAAGAACUGUCUUUCAACCCACCUUUAGAAUAUGUGGGAGAAGGGACUUGAAGGGACUGCGUUGUCUUGGCUGUGUGCUUAGGGUCGUUGUCCUUUUGGAAGGGGUCGAUGUUUUCAAAUGGAGGAAGAGUAGUCGGCAUAAAUCAAAGAUUGACAGAUUACUUGUGUACAUAGCUAGGACUGAGGGUGUGCAAAUUAUGAAAGACACAGUAGCUACCCCAACAUUGAACCAGUAUCUGGGCCGAGGAGGAGACGAUGAGAAUAUGACCUACUCCAGUGCUAGCCUCUCUACACUGGCUUCCUGUUAAGGCAAGCGCUCAUUUAAAGGUUUUACUGCUAACCUACAAAGCAUUACAUGGGCUUGCUCCUACCUAUAUUUCCGAUUUGGUCCUGCCGUACAUACCUACACGUACGCUACGAUCACAAGACACAGGCCUCCUUAUUGUCCUUACAAUUUCUAAGCAAGCAGCUGGAGACAGGACUUUCUCCUAUAGAGCUCCAUUUUUAUGGAAUGGUCUGCCUAUCCAUAUCAGAGACGCAGACUCUGUCUCGACCUUUAAGUCUUUAUUGAAGACUCAUCUCUCCAGUGGAUCAUAUGAUUGAGUGUAGUCUGGCCCAGGGGUGUGAAGGUGAAUGGAAAGGCACUGGAGCGACGAACCGCCCUUGCUGUCUCUGCCUGGCCGGUUCCCCUCUCCACUGGGAUUCUCUGGCUUACUGGUGCUCCUCCAUGCCACCCCUAGGAGGGGUGCGUCACUUGAGUGGGUUGAGUCACUGACGUGAUCUUCCUGUCUGGGUUGGCACCCCCCUUCGGGUUUGUGCCUUGGGGGAGAUCUUUGUGGGCUAUAGUCUGCCUUGUCUCAGGGUAGUAAGUUGGUGGUUUGAAGAUAACCCUCUAGUGGUGCGGGGGCUGUGCUUUGGCAAAGUGGGUGGGGUUAUAUCCUGCCUGGUUGGCCCUGUCCAGCAGUAUCAUCGGACGGGGCCACAGCGUCUCCUGACCCCUCCUGUCUCAGCCUCCAGUAUUUAUGCUGCAAUAGUUUGUGUCAGGGGGCUUAGGGUCAUUCUGUUAUAUCUGGAGUAUUUCUCUUGUCUUACCCGGUGUCCUGUGAAUUUAAGUAUGCUCCCUUUAAUUAUCUUUCUUUCUCUCUUCUCUCUGAGGACCUGAGCCCUAGGACCAGGCCUCAGGACAACCUGGCUUUACUCAUUGCUGUCCACCUGGCCGUGCUGCUGCUCCAGUUUCAACUGUUCUGCCUGAGGCUAUGGAACCCUGAUCUGUUCACCGGACGUGCUACCUUGUCCCGGACCUUCUGUUUUCGAAGACAGCACCUGCUGUCUCUAACUCUGAAUGAUCGGCUAUGAAAAGCUAACUGACAUUUACUCCUGAGGUGCUGACCUGUUGCACCCUCUACAUCCACAUCCGCAUUAUUGUUUGACCCUGCUGGUCAUCUACGAACGUUUUAACAUCUUGGCCAUGUACUGUUAUAAUCUCCACCCGGCACAGCCAGAAGAGGACUUACCACCCCUCAGAGGAUGGUUCCUCUCUAGGUUUCUUCCUAGGUUCCUGCCUUUCUAGGGAGUUUUUCCUAGCCACCCGGCUUCUACAUCUGCAUUGCUUGCUGUUUGGGGUUUCCGGCUGGGUUUCUGUACAGCACUUUGUGACAUCGGCGGAUGUCAAAAUAGCUGUAUAAAUACAUUUGAUUUAUUGAUGACCUAUUCAACGUCUCCCCCUCUGCCACAAACACACAGAACAGGACAAAAACAUAAUGAAAUGUAUUACUAUAAGAAAUUACAGUCAAUUAUUUAAAACGACUAUCAUUGCAUUCUCACCAAUCAGUGAAUGCAGUGAGCCAAAGAUCUUGAAUUCCUCGAUACAGUUACUGUACUUUGGUACUCAUUCACGAAAGUCACUCAUUGGACGAACGGCGUUCGUUGCCUUUUCCGGUCUUCUCCUGGCAGCGGCAGUUACGUGCGUACCAUUUUCUCCUACUGUUGCCGAAGAAACUCAGCUAGCAAGAUAGAUCUACAAAGUAAGGUUUUGUGAGCCAUAAUCUGGUGCUAGGUUAUUGUAGAAUAUAGUUUUCCGCAACUAUUGACGGUUUCAAACCCCGCUUUAAAUGGCGUUAUAGUCAGAAGCAUCGAUUGUAUAAGCUAGUUAGCGUUAGCGGCUAAUUUCCCGCAUUUGUGGAUCGACAGCCUGGGAUCCUCGCAUUAUGGCCAACAACACUGUAGCCGGGAAUCAGCAACAAGGACAGGCUGUGAACAAGAUUGGCCCUAACCCUGGAAAACAUGGCAACAACUUGCCUCUCUGGGGAAACGAAAAGACUAUGAACUUGAACCCUAUGGUCCUCACCAACGUGCUCUCAUCUCCAUAUUUCAAGGUUCAGCUCUAUGAACUGAAAACCUACCAUGAGGUGGUGGAUGAAAUAUAUUUCAAGGUGACUCAUGUUGAGCCCUGGGAGAAAGGCAGCAGGAAGACUGCUGGACAGACUGGAAUGUGCGGAGGGGUGCGUGGAGUCGGGACAGGCGGCAUUGUGUCCACGGCCUUCUGCCUGUUGUAUAAGCUGUUUACCCUCAAGAUGACCCGCAAGCAGGUGAUGGGACUGAUAACUCACAACGACUCGCCCUACAUCAGAGCACUUGGUUUCAUGUACAUAAGAUACACCCAGCCCCCUGCAGACCUGGUGGACUGGUAUGAUGGUUUCCUGGAUGAUGAGGAGGAGCUGGAUGUGAAGGCCGGAGGCGGCUGCGUCAUGACCAUCGGUGAGAUGGUCCGGUCGUUUCUCACCAAGCUGGAGUGGUUCUCCACACUUUUCCCACGCAUCCCGGUGCCUGUGCAGAAGAUGAUUGACACACAGAUGAAGGCAAGGCCCCGGAAGGCUCCUGAGAAGGUGGAGGAGCCGGUUGAACCUGUGCCAGAGGAGGGACGGGCGACAGAAGGGCGUAGACGCUCCCGGAGCCCCAGGAGGUCCCCCAAACGGUCGAGGAGCAGGAGCCACCACCGCGAACGAGAGCGCCACGGCCCAAGCUUCGACCGCGAGCUGGAAAGGGAACGUGACCGCCAGAGGAAGGAGAGGGAGGGUAAGGACGGGGACAGGAGAGGAGGGGACAGGGAGAGAGGGGAGAAAGAGAGGGACAGGGGAGGAGAAAGGGAGAGGCGACGGUCCAGGAGCAGGGAACGCAAGGGAGAGCGGAAAGACAGGGAGAAAGAAAGGGAGGGGGGCGGGGAGAACGACAGAAGCAGGAGGAAAGACAGGGGCAGUGACAGAGGGAGGGAGAGGUCCAAGGACAAGAGGAGCAAGGGAGAGACUGAGGACAGGAGACACAAAGAAGAGCGGGAUGAGAGGAGGGGGCACAGGGAGGAGAGGAAGGCCAAGCGCUCCAGUCGGAGCGGAAGCAGGGAAAGGAGACACAAGGAGAAGUCCAAGAAGAGAGGAGAAGUCCAAGAAGAGAGUGGAAGCAAGAGCAGGGCCGAGGUGGGGGAGAAGGAGAAGAGCAGGGCCGAGGUGGGGGAGAAGGAGAAGAGCAGGGCCGAGGUGGGGGAGAAGGAGAAGAGCAGGAAGAGAGAGCGCAGCCAUGAGAGGGGGGACGGCGAGCAGCGCUCACACAAACGCAGCCGCAGCAAAGAGCGGAGCCACCGGCCACGAGAGCCCAGCAAUGGGAAAGCCCAUGGGAAACACAGAGAGCGCAGGAGAAGCCAGAGCAUGGAUCGAGGAGAGAGAACGACACAGAGAGCGCAGGAGGAGCCAGAGCAUGGAUAGAGGGGAGAGGACGACACAGAGAGCGCAGGAGGAGCCAGAGCAUGGAUAGAGGGGAGAGGACGACACAGAGCGCUCGGGCAGAGUCCCCUUAGCUCGUCGCAGCUCUUCUCUGCCUUUCUCUCUUCAUUCAUUGGUUUUACUUGUUCGUGUAGUCUGCCACGUAUUAUUAAAAAGAGAAGAAAAAAACAUUAGCACGAGAAACGACCUGGACUUGUCUUUGGCCAACGUAAUGUUACUUUAUGUAGAUCUUUCUAUCUCUCUGCCUUUCUCCUCCCUUUCUAGACCAGCGUUACUUUUCAUUCGAGACGGUUGUAUUAGAAAAAAAAUGCCAUUUUAAGUUUUUAUAUGGUUUUGUCUCUGGAAAGUUCCAAAUUGCUUUGUACAUACGGGUCUGAGAAUGUUUUAAAUCCGACAGAGCAACCUCCGAAGGUGAAUUUGUACCAUGCACUGAGCCGUACUGAUAUUGUGCUGUGUUUGGUUAUGUGCUCUGUUGCAUUUUGUUUUCUAAUUAAACAACUUUUACAAAAGGA